AAAUUGAUAAGGCAUGAAACGUACGUAAAUAAACUUCCAGAUACGAAACACGAUUUUUGAAAAUCUGUGGUCUAGUUCUCUAAUUUUUGUGUUUUCUUCCAGUUUUAACUUGUCCACUUGUGCAAGAUGAGAGUUUUAUUUUCUCUGAAACCUUAGGGAAGUCAUCCCUAGGAUAUUCUUUACACUAUCUCACAUUCCUCAGAUUUUGAUAAAGAGAGCAAGCCAUAACUGCGUCCUCGAAGCACUAAGUACUUGGAAUGGGAGAGAGGGAUUGGAGACUCUUCGUUUAUGGAGGCGUAGCAUCUUGUAUAGCAGAAAUUGGUACUUUCCCCAUUGAUUUAGCGAAAACCCGAUUGCAAAUCCAAGGGCAGAAACAUGACAUCAAGCAUGCAGAAGUGAAGUAUCGUGGUAUGACUGAUGCGUUCCUUCAGAUCUCCAAGCAAGAGGGACUUUUAGCUUUAUAUUCUGGUAUCGGGCCUGCUCUCCUGAGGCAAGCAACCUACGGCACAAUUAAAUUUGGCACCUACUAUUCUCUGAAAAAUCUAUUCUCCCAAACUCACCGUGAUGACGAUGUGUUGGUCAACUUGUUUUGUGCGAUUACAGCAGGAAUAUUUUCCAGCGCUAUUGCAAAUCCCACUGAUGUGCUCAAAGUUAGAAUGCAAGCGCUGGGCCCUACAGCACACCCGAGUAUCGUACAUUGCUUCAACGAUGUCUACACUCACGAAGGCUUCAAAGGACUUUGGAGGGGUGCUUUGCCCACAUCUCAGCGCGCUGCAGUUAUUGCAGCUGUGGAACUUCCUGUUUACGAUUUCUGUAAAUAUCACCUAAUGACAGCCUUUGGUGACAAAAUGAUUAAUCAUUUCAUAUCUAGUUUCAUCGCCAGCUUGGGGAGUGCAAUCGCUUCAACACCUAUUGAUGUUGUUCGGACCCGGUUAAUGAAUCAGAAAAAACUGAAGAAAUUGGCAACUGUUACCGCUCAGCCUCAGCCGUUCCUUUAUGAGGGAAGCCUCGAUUGUUUCGCUAAGACGGUGAAAAAUGAAGGAUUUGCAGCCUUGUACAAGGGUUUCAUUCCAACGUGGGUUCGAAUGGGACCUUGGAACAUCAUUUUUUUCAUCACCUACGAGCAGUUGAAAAACUUCUACUGAGCUGUGAAAUUUUGGUACAAAUCUGUGACAGAAUCUCCUCUCUUUGUGAGAACAAAUCAUCGAAGUGCGGACGCUUAAGAAUGAAUCGUUACUUUCUUUCCUGUCCAGCUUCUCUACGUUAUUUGCUCAUAUCAGUUACUUUAGUUUCUACUGCCUUAUAUGAAUAUUUUUUUAAGUGAGAGCUAUAUUUGAUAUCUAAUGUAAGUUUGAUCUAAUCAUGCAAAACUUUUACACUCCUCGUUCGUAAUUCAAUUACCUUGACAAGCAUUUUGUUUCCUUGGUUUACGCUUAUGUUCCAUUUUGUUUAUGCAUUUACCGGUGUGUCAUCUCAUGUUUCCUAAAUCAUCUUCCUAUUUUAUUUUUGUAAAUCAAAGAUUGAGUACAGUUUAAAUUGCAGUGUGAUACGUAGAAGACACAAUUACUCAGAGAGUGGUUGAAAGGCUAGCGGAACAUUUUGAUCCGUGAAAUUCCUCAAAACUGAACAAAGUACCGAACAGGGAAAAAAUUAAACACCACAACCAAUGUUAUUUCAUCAAAAUUUUAAGCACAGCAUUGUAGGCAUUCUGAAAGAUUUUUAAUGUAAUUCAAUGUUAAUUAUUCAAAGUUACUGUGCUUAACAAUGAAAUAUUUUUUUCAGUAUGCCCAAAUUCUCUUGACAAAUUUAAAAAUAUGGCUUUUCUUAGGAGGAAAGAAAUUUUUAUCUAAUCAAAUUCUUGUUUUAUGCAGAUUAUCUGAAUUUAUUAUCAAUGCAUCUUUUUAUUUACGCUAAUUUUUUUCACUCUCUUGCUUUUUUAAAUGAAAAUAAUUCUGACAUAAACUACUCAAAAACUGACCUCUAAUAAUUUAAAUUACUUAUCAUAAACCCUAAUCUCUCACUUUUAUGUCACUUUUCAAUAUUUCAAUGUUUGCUGCGUGAAAUUUUUAUGUGGAAAUAUGUUUCUUGGUGCUUUUCUCUGGCCAGUAUUUCAUUCAAAUCUUGCAGGAAGAUGUAAAUUCAUCGCUUCACUCUUAAAGACAAAACUUCCGUCCUGUCCAAAAAUGUCUUUGAUUUUUAUAAGUACAUAGCACAGAGCAAAUUGACUGAAAUUGGGAAUAUUCGUCCCCCAAUUAACAGCUAAUUAAUUGAUCAGUCUCAUGUUUUUUGUCGACAGAGCAAUGUACAUGUGCUUUCCUGCAAGUAAUAGUUGGAGUCAUUGCGGCAUUGCAAUCUGACCGUGAAAAUUUUUUUCUUUUUUUCCUAGAUUUUUCAUCCUAAAAAAGAAAUCAAGUACUUAACUGUACUCUAGUAGAAUUUAAUAAUCUUUAUCCUUUCAACAUAGCAAAUACAUAUAACUUUGUUCACUGUCAGGGAUCUUUUAGUAUGCUUGAGGGAAAGAACGAGCCAAUCAAUUUCGCAAGAACCACUUACAAUUUUCUAUCAAAUCAAAGCAUCUUCUUGUCAAAAUUUGACCAUGCUACAAUUGUAUUGAGUUAAAAAUGUGACGAAGUCUUCUUUAUUUUCUUUUUAUCACAUAAAGCUAUCAAUAAGAGGACCCAUAACGUGGCUUUUUCCGGGGACAGAGUAGCAUAAAAGUUCAAUUUUCUUUGUGUGUGAGGGGGGAGGGAGGGAAAGAUUUUUGGACUUCAUUUCACAAUGAGAUGGAUUGAAAGCGGGAGGGAGAGUUACUGAGCAAUAGAAAUCAAAUUAAGGGGUCUGAUUCAGCGUAACUCGAGUCUUGCAAGGGAGUGAAAAACAAUCAGUGAGAGAACGUUUCUUCUUGAACGCUUUCUCCAUAAUUUUACAUGUUGAAGAUGUCUACUUUCUAUAAAGGGACAGAAAAUCAAGUUGUUAAAGGUCAUGAUUGAUUCAAUUCUCUUCUCGUUAGGCUGCUUUUUCCUUGAUACUCUUAGCCUCAAUUUAGAAAUUUAUCUUCUCGUACAUCUUAUUGUUGAUUCCUGAGGAAAGUCAUUUCUUGCGAGCUAAACCAUGAUGGUACGAGUCAGGAGCUAAAAUAUUUUUUAUCCGAAAGUCAUGUGCACUCAAAGCUUUAAUGCCACUGUCUUUUUUCUUCUUUCACUCUUCUAAUUACAGUGUGUUAAGCAUCUUCAUUGUGAACUAGAUUAAGAAUGAAACUCUAAUUUAUUUUAUUGUUUUAGUGUAUUUUCCAAAGAAAUUACGCUAUUGUUUUGUUGAAAUUGUAUUUUUAAAAUCAAUAAAAAUGCUUAUUGCUCCAUGAUUGUCAUCAAGUUA
Messenger RNA from Bemisia tabaci, 3375 nucleotides. RefSeq names its product uncoupling protein Bmcp mitochondrial (gene Bmcp). NCBI's taxonomy places the organism in Eukaryota, Metazoa, Arthropoda, Insecta, Hemiptera, Aleyrodidae. The record is from RefSeq and is a predicted model, not a curated record. Gene Ontology annotation, biological process: transmembrane transport.